AUGGUGCCACAUGUUUGUUACCCCAAACACAUAAUAUUACCAGUAGCUAGACCAGUAAUGUUUUUGUCAUCAAAUGACACAUAUCUUAACACUCAGUGCGCAUUAUGCAAUGAUGAAUUUAUUUCUGAUAUUGUUCCUUGGGAGAUGGAAAAGAUUUGCCGGUAUCAAUCAGCACUGUUUUCAAAUGACGAUUUCGAAAUACUUUACCAGUCUGUGUUCUUAAAUGAUAUUCCUGUCUGUAACGUUGCUUUUAGUCCCCCUAGCUCCAUUCAAAAGAUUGUCAAUCCCUGUAUAACAUACACACCUAGACUUGACUCUACCUGUAACCGAACGAUCAAAUUUUGGGAAGAAACACGGUCUGUUUUCAUCGAUGCUUGCCAGAAAUACUACUUACCUUACAAGAAUUCCGACAAAGUUUAUAAAAACCUUUAUUGUGCUUUGUGUGAUGAACUGGUUUUUGAUCUUACAAUUCAAAAUGACUUUGAUGGAUCAGGUAUUAUCACGUACAUGCUUUCAACUUUUUCAGCUCUGAUGGAUUUCAAACGAACAGUGAAUAUAGAGCACACAAAAGACGUAAAAUGCGCAAGAAAUCAGAUUUUUGACAGUAGAAUGUCGAAGUGUCUGGAUAUCAGAUGUGAAGCAGAAUACGUUUACAGCAACUCAACCUGCCAACUUCGUUAUACGAUGCUUGGGAAGUGCAACUACGAGGUAAAUCUAAUGGUCACUCUUCCAGAAGAUUCCAAAAUGAUAAACUGGGACAAAAAUUUACGUGAAAUCGAAUCAGCUAUGGCAAACGUUAUAAUUGUUGAAAAUUUGUAUGAUUAUCUUUGCCGAAUUUCAAUUUUAGCUCCUUCUAAAUCAGAUUUUUUGGCUAUAGUGCUGGAACUGUCCGUAGGCCAUUAUCAUAACGUAGACUUCAUGAUACAGAAGCUGAUGAAUAUAUUUUCUGAACAGAAAUUGCCAAUAAAUAUACCAUCUUUGGGGCGCGAGAUUUACGUCAAACUGUCUGUUGUAGGGCAACGAUUUCAUAUUCACGGUAAUUCCUUAUUUGCUACACAAAUUCAUGGCCGUUGCUAUCUGAAUCCAAUGAAUAUGGAGAAACUGAAAUUACACCCGGGUGUACCAGAACUAAAUGUCCUUCAGUAUGACUACAGACGGCCAUAUUGUUUAAAAAAUGAUAUGGCGGUAGUCGUAGCCGACUGGUAUCGCUGCCCUAAAGUGAAGCUGACAACAAGAGACGUCAGAUUAGAUAUUUCAAAUUUUUCUGUAUGUCUUGUAGACUAUCAAGUCUGUUUUUCCUCACAACAUUUCAAGGAGUCCCAAGAUAAACGCAGUGUAGAAAUAUGCCUGGACGAGUAUCUUAGAGUUAUGAGCCAAGCAAACAGUCAAGGGGAAUCCUCAGAAGAACGCCUAAUGAAGUAUUUUUCACUUGCCUGUCUCUCCCUUUCUUCUAUUGCUUCUUUGGUAACUAUACUCACUUUCAUUCUUAAUAAAUCCCAAAGAUCAAUCGCAGAUGCCAACAUUAUAACAUUAGCUGUGUUGUCAGUUUUGGCAAAUACAGUCUACACUUUCUCAAAAUUUUUUCUUUGGAAUGAAUCCAUUUGCAUUGGAAUGGGCAUGAUGGUUCAUUUUCUCUGGCUCUCUGUCAUAUGUUGGAUGAGUUUAUCUACCUUCCAAAUCUUUCAAUCCUUUACUACUUUAUCAGCUCCACAGAAAAAAGACGGUUCGCGGGUAUUAUUUUUCUUACUGGUUGAUGCCGUUCUAUGUUUGGCAAUAGUUGCUGUCAAUUUAAUUGUAAGCUCUGUCCAAAGUGAAUGGAAGAGUCUUGGCUACUCUCCUCGUACCUGCUACAUUGAUGAACCAAACAUGACCCUCUUUACUUUUGCAAUUCCAAUUGGUUUAUGCAUCUUUAUCAAUUCUUUCAUGUUUCUGGUGACAUUAUCUCGAAUUUGUGUAAAGAUCGAUAUUAGAAAGUCAAAGGAAGAGAGUAGAUUAAGUGCGUACUUCAGGCUUUCUACCCUCGUUGGUGUAGCCUGGUUUUUUGGCUUUCUGGCUCAGUUCACUGAAUUACAAUUAUUUUCCAUGUUGCAUACGCUCUUUAAUGGUGGGCAUGGCAUUUUUAUAUACCUAGCUUUCGGAUUACCUCUGAAUCUUAAAUCUUUUUCACGCACUUUUAAAAAGGAAGAGAAUAAUGCGGAUGAUACAAAAUAA
This is a messenger RNA of Saccostrea cuccullata (small rock oyster), 2211 nucleotides long. RefSeq lists its product as uncharacterized. Bases 1 to 2211 code for a protein of 736 amino acids. The record is from RefSeq and is a predicted model, not a curated record. NCBI's taxonomy places the organism in Eukaryota, Metazoa, Mollusca, Bivalvia, Ostreida, Ostreidae. The transcript is spliced from 2 exons. Gene Ontology annotation, cellular component: membrane. Gene Ontology annotation, biological process: cell surface receptor signaling pathway; G protein-coupled receptor signaling pathway. Gene Ontology annotation, molecular function: G protein-coupled receptor activity.